GCCAACUUAUUCCAGUUUCAUCACAAGCCAGGAUGGUCUCCGUGGUUAGCUUGUCUGUUCCUGCGCUUCUAUUUUCUUGGGCUGGUUUUAACUGCUUGUCUGACCUCUGAUGGUCGGAUGGUUGGUUCUUCUUCCUCUUGGUGACUUAGUUGGAAUUGUUUAUUUGUUUUUGAGUGGUGUUCAAAAGUUCUGAGAAAUGUUCCCUCCAUCUAGAUUCGUAAUCCUUUAACGUUUCCAAAUUGUUAUUCGUCUAUGUCAGUCCGUUUCUUUCUUCUAUUAUUUUCUGUAGAAAUAAAUAAUCCACUGCCGACUUGCUAGCCCUGUCACAUUUUCACCAGAUCCUCGUUAGCCUGCAACUUUUCGGAGUGACCUGGGUUCUCUUUCACGGCUAGCGUGACGCCUCUGCGGCAUAAAGCCAACCGUACUUCGUUGGACCCAGCAAUCCUUUACUUUGUCCAGUUUUCACCUCCCGGGCCGGGGGCCUGGUUUUGACUUUCGGAGGCCACUAGGACCGUCAAGACGCAAAGAGCUAUAAUAACUUUCUGUCAGCAAGCCCUGUUUUUUCUUCCCAUACUUUACUAUACUAUGGGGAGAUGCAGUUGUCAAACGUGGGCCAGUUUGUUGCGUUUAGGAUCGUCUUGUUGUUCCUUUGGAGGGUCUUUUUGACCCUAUCGAUCUGUCUUUUUCUUUGUAUUUCUUUCGCUUUGAAGCCAUCCGAUUUCAUAUCAUUGGCAUUUGAUGACGGAAUUUGUAGCCUUAGUAAAUGCUCGUUUUCUUAGAAAUGUCUAGCAUUAUAGUUCACACACCUCCGCCCCCUUUUAUCCAACCUUCUUGUUCCCCUCUGGUUUUAACAUUUCUUCAUUGCUUUUUCUUCUUCUCCAGGCAAGUAACUUCAACUGUUCGAAACCAAUCACAACCAUGGCCCUUCCUGCUACUGCUAAGCAAGUCACCGUCACCAAACGUGGUCUCAACUAUCGCGAAUGCACAGAAAUCAGGAAUGUCCCCGUUCCCAAUCCGCAAGCUGGCCAGGUGUUGGUGAAGAACAAAUUCGUGGGCAUCAACGCCACUGACGUCAAUAUUAGCUCCGGUCGCUACUUUGUCGACCCCACACUGAAACCGCCGUUCAUUGCUGGCCUGGAGGGGAUUGGACCAAUCGUCGCCGUCGGUGAGGGAGUGACCAAUCUGAAAAUAGGUCAAGCCGUCGCCUUCCUCCAGUACGGUACCUUCGCGGAGUACGUGAUAGUUCCAGCUGACAUUGCCGUCCCAGUCCCGUCUACCGACCCCAGCUUUAUGUCUAUCGUGAUCAGUGGACUGACGGCGUCGGUUGGGCUGGAAGAAGAAGGGGAUCUGAAAGCUGGCAAGACAGUCCUGGUGACCGCUGCCGCAGGGGGGACUGGUCAAUUCGCCGUGCAGAUCGCCAAACUGGCCGGGUGUCACGUGAUUGGGACAUGUUCCAGUCCCGAAAAGGCGGACUUCCUCAAAAGCAUCGGCUGUGAUCGCGUCAUCAACUACAAGAAAGAAAGCUUUCGGGAAGUUAUAACUAAAGAAUAUUCGAACAAAUUAGACGUUGUCUAUGAAUGUGUUGGUAAAGAAAUGUUUGACGUCUCUUUGCAGAAUCUGGCAAUCAAAGGAAGAUUGAUUGUCAUAGGGGCCAUUUCUGGGUACAAAGACGCCGAGGGCGCCAACGCUAGUGAAUUGAUACCGAAGGUGCCAGUAGGCAUGGAAAUUGUCCAAAAGUCGGCAAGUGUCCGUGGGUUUCUUCUGCCUCUCUUUCCUGAAAAGAUCCCUCUCCACAUUGCCACUUUGGCUAAACAGUUCGCAGAGGGCAAGAUUAAAGUGACUCUAGACAAAGGGGAAAAUGUUGCAAAGGGGCCCUUUAAAGGGCUAGAAAAAACAGCUGACGCUGUCGAGCAUUUGUACUCAGGGAAGAACAUUGGUAAGGUUAUUGUGGAACUUUGAAAAGUCCAUUCAAACAAAUGUGCCCUUUUUAGAGAGAAAAAAAGCUUCCAAAAAGAUCAAACUAGAUCAGUUGGCUGUACCUAAAACUAAGGAAACAGCAAUGCACUUGCUUUGAUAAAUUCUGUUUUGAGUUCGUGAGAGACAAAGGAAAUAUGCACUAUAAUAUACUUUAUUUAAUUUUACUUUAAGAUUUCCGACCUAUGUUACCUUAGUGUCGAUGGCCUUUCUCUUGUUU
Molecule: messenger RNA, 2194 nt
Organism: Aplysia californica (California sea hare)
Lineage: Eukaryota; Metazoa; Mollusca; Gastropoda; Aplysiida; Aplysiidae
Product: prostaglandin reductase-3-like
Exons: 1
Coding region: 919-1959 (346 amino acids)
Cellular component (GO): mitochondrion
Molecular function (GO): oxidoreductase activity; zinc ion binding
Source: RefSeq, a predicted model, not a curated record